This is a messenger RNA of Cylicocyclus nassatus, 1503 nucleotides long. NCBI's taxonomy places the organism in Eukaryota, Metazoa, Nematoda, Chromadorea, Rhabditida, Strongylidae. The record is from the annotation of a GenBank genome assembly.
AUUUCAGGCGCAAAUGUUCGAAUACGAUAGAUUGGCACUGGAUGUGCUGAGCCUAUCGCCAAAACAAGAUCAGGCACGACAGUGGAUCUCAUCGUCGGCACAGUUGAUUCCGUCUGAUGACUGCGGAUCAUCAUCCGGUUAUGGCUCACCGGGUCGCACUCCUUUGGCAAGUCCUCAAGGAGCAGAACCUUUUGGAGGACUGUCACUUCCAGUGCACAUUCAACGAGCUUUUUCGGAUGGGAUUGUGAGCGCCGAAGAGACGUCUCCACAUCUCGGAGUAGGCUUAGCGUCGCCGGAUCCGACUAGGCCAAAACUUACGGAGAGCGCAUCUGUUCCUCUUGCGUUAGAGGACGGUUUUAGCAAGGACGAAAUUGCUGGCUUUGAGGAGCUCUUGUGCUCUCCGAAAAAAGCUCCACCGACUAAAUACCAGUGUCAUAUCUGUUAUCGAACUGGCCAUUACAUCUCAGAUUGCCCUAUGCGCUUUAACACACCGUAUGAUGAGCUGACACCAUAUCAAGGUCGAAAGAAAUGCUAUGGAGAAUUCCAGUGUCAACAGUGCAAGCGUAAAUGGACAAGUCAGAAUUCUGUAGCAAAUGAAGCUCAAUCAUGCAUUAAAUGUCAUAUUCCGGUGUUUCCGCACAAACAGCUUCCCGUCGAGAAAGCUGUAGCGAUGGGUCUGAUCAAAGCACAGCACGCGAUUCCUUCGAAAAUCGCGCCCAUCGGCCAUGGUCGCCCACCUGCGAAGUGCUGAAGCAUCGUAGUCAGCUCACCUGAGCAUCUAAUCAACACCAUGUGCAGCUAAAAAUUUUAGUGGUGUUUUGCCGCUCUACACACUGUUUCGUAAAUCUGAAAUUGAGCGAGCUUCUCCCAUCACAAGUCUCCCUAACACCACUGUCUAUCUGUAUAAUUGUGUCCUUUCUGCAGUUUACGAUCAUCCGGUUUUGACCCCUAAGAAUUUUCUUUUUUGUACACAACGUAAAUGGAUACGAUGAUGAUAUGUUUUUUGUACUGUGUUGUAUUUACUAGACGUCUAGUCCUCUAGAGUACCUUACAUCCGUACGAGUUUUGUGUUAUAUUGGCUUUGGAAGCUCUUGUUUUUUAUUGAUUGAUUGAUGAUUGUGUUGUUGUUUAUCUAGGUUGCAGUAGGAUUCCGUUUAUGUAUCCAUAUUGCUGUUCGAAAUGGUCAGUUAUAGCCCGCUCAAAUCGUAUCUGUUUUUGUACUUCGUUGGGAAAAUUCUAUAUUGAUGACGUCAUCGACGCGAUGAUAUGUUAGCACCCAAGAGCUUCCGCCACUGUCAUUCUCUCUCAAACACGUUCAUAAUCGCAGGGCUACGUUUCUGUAUACGGUAGAUAUGACAGCCGCGCGCGAGAUUAUGAAGCUUUCUUUUUUUGUUCACAGUAAUUUUCUAAAUUGUGCUGGAUAGGCUGCGUUCGGAGUUGCCUGUCAUACCUGCGCCGAGCCGGCACCAUGCUUCAGCAGUGCCGAAUCCACUCGGGACCACC